Letharia lupina is the source of this 591-nucleotide messenger RNA. RefSeq lists its product as uncharacterized. The coding region runs from base 1 to 591 and encodes 196 amino acids. Lineage: Eukaryota; Fungi; Ascomycota; Lecanoromycetes; Lecanorales; Parmeliaceae. The record is from RefSeq and is a predicted model, not a curated record. The transcript is spliced from 2 exons.
AUGUUCGUCCAAAAGUUUGUCAGUCUUGCACUCCGACUCCACGUCCUCUCCACAAUCGCGCUCACGGCAUCCCUUCCUGCCCACGUAUUCUCUCCGGCACUGGUGAGCAGCUUAUCGUUACAGUCCAAUUCAACGCUCCCGAUCAAUAUAACGCUCCUCGACACAUCAUCAUCAUCAUCAUCAUCAUCGAACAACCUCCCCAUCGAUCCCCUCUUGUUGAGAACGCCCGAAUCAACCGUCUUCCUCAAAGUCCACGGCUACGGUCCUCGCCUUCCGCCCCAAUCCACCUACCGCACCCUCCGAAAAGCAGUCGACGAUGUGCUCAGUCACAUCCGGGAAGAUCCAAGCGAGGGAAAAACACCCAUGGAGCACCUGCCUCAAGGAUACUUCUAUGGCACUUUUGAUGUGGAGUUGUCGUUGAGGCCGAAGGAGGCGAUGACGUGGGGCAUGUGGGGGGAUACGCUCAGGGGAUUGAGGCGGUUUGGGGAGACUUGGGAAUUUGUGGGGUUGGCGUUCGAUGUUUUGGUUCGAGGGGAGGGGGAGGAGGAGACGAAAUGGGUGGGGAGUGGGCAGUUGGAGGGGAUUGCGUGA